AACUUCAAGACUCAAAAUGGAGCUGACAGGAAGCAGUUACAAGGGGACGACGCUAAAUCGCAGGCGAGCAAAGGCUAUCACAACAAUCAGAGUGGGAUUGACAUCACCUGUGUUCCCGCCACAGGAUGGAGGGAGAAGGGGAGUACACCUUCCCCUCGCAGACCAAGUACGUCGGGGAGAUGAAAGACGGGAUGUUCCACGGCAAAGGGGUGCUCCACUUCCUGAAUGGAAGCAAAUACGAGGCCACCUGGGAGAAUGGCAUCGCGAUAGAGGGCUCGUUCACCUUCGCUGACGGCCUGCCCUACCAGGAGAAGGACUGGGACUACUGUGACGGCCAGGAUCGACGCUUCUACACGGAGCGGUGCCACGGACUCCGACCCGCAGGUGAAUCCCAGCUCACAGACCUGCAUCCGCCGCGCGACAUUCCCGGCGGCUGCUACGACUGCGGGGACGGGUUCUACGAGCCCACCACCAGGACCAUCACCUCCUACGACGGAACCUUCCUGAGAACGACAGACGACUCGGAGCAUGCGUGGAUCGUGCGAUGUUGUCGCAAGGCCGACUGUCCCCCUCCUCCCCCGGAGGCGGAAGAAGAAGAAGAAGAAACACAAGAAGAAGAAGAAGAAGAAGAAGAAGAAGAGAAAAAAGAAGAAGAAGAAAAAGAAGAAGAAAAAGAAGAAGAAGAACAAAAAGAAGAAGACGAAAAAGAAGAAGAAUCCGGUUCCAGUGUGGACUAACAAGUAAGACUUUCUCCGUUUUGCGUGUGAAUAAAACCCUUGAAGUGUGUAAGUUAAGUUAAGUUUCUUCACCUUCAUCGCCGCGACUCUCGCUGGCCGCCAUUGUACUUGUCGGGGCCCGUGGUGCGUUCAGGGCAGCUGGGUUUUUGCAGCUUCCAAGUGGACACACAGGUGCGCGGUAAAAAAAAAAAAAAGAGAAAAAAAAGGCCACCAAACGACGAUCUUUGUUUACAUCAAGAAGCCAGUUGCUUGCUAGCAUGAAUACUUAUAGUUUAUUCCAACAUGUCGAACCCCUUAUUGCUCUGUAUUACACAUAAAAUGUGUUUUAGAAAGAAAGUGGAAUUUUGUUUUGUUUAAUACAAUAAACAUUUCACAAUCAAA
Messenger RNA from Nerophis ophidion (straightnose pipefish), 1118 nucleotides. RefSeq names its product MORN repeat containing 5 (gene morn5). The record is from RefSeq and is a predicted model, not a curated record. Lineage: Eukaryota; Metazoa; Chordata; Actinopteri; Syngnathiformes; Syngnathidae. The transcript has 4 exons. Bases 126 to 737 code for a protein of 203 amino acids.